Molecule: messenger RNA, 1901 nt
Organism: Gossypium raimondii (Peruvian cotton)
Lineage: Eukaryota; Viridiplantae; Streptophyta; Magnoliopsida; Malvales; Malvaceae
Product: tetrahydroberberine oxidase
Exons: 1
Coding region: 254-1897 (547 amino acids)
Molecular function (GO): FAD binding; oxidoreductase activity
Source: RefSeq, a predicted model, not a curated record
UAUCAUCUUGUAAUUUAGUAUGAUUUUAAGUCUCACACGUUAAUCAUACUGCUUUUCUUAUUUUAUUUUGGAUAAAAUUAAGGUUUAGCUUAAGAAGUUUAGGAUAACUUUGGUUUCAUAUCUAGCAGACUGUCCACCAAUCUUAGCAUUAUUAAUAAAUUAAUAAUGGGAUUGCUAGCAACAUGUUGCAAUUCUCACAUAACAUAGAUAGAUCCAGAAACGAAAUUAACUAUCUCAAUUCGUUGUCAAUAAUAUGUUUCCAUUUCUCUUUGUUGUUCUCCUCUCCCUGUCAUGGAGAACUAAUGCUUCAGCUCUGCCUGUUCAGGAAUUUCUUCAUUGCCUUUCCCUUCGUUCUCAGAACUCUUCUAUUGCAAAACUGGUUUACACACAAAAUAAUUCAUCAUACUCCUCUGUUUUGAAGUCAGCUGCUCAAAAUUUCAGGUUCACAACACCAUCUACGCCUACACCUUUGGCCAUUGUAACACCACUGCAUGCGUCCCACAUCCAAGCCACAGUUUAUUGUUGCAGAAAGCAUGGACUUCAAGUCAGGACUCGGAGUGGGGGUCAUGACUUUGAGGGUCUUUCUUAUACUUCAGCUUAUAAAGUUCCGUUUGUUGUGAUCGAUUUGGUGAAUCUUCGAUCGGUUCGGGUUAACGUUGAAAAAGCUACAGCAUGGGUUGAAUCUGGUGCAACUGUUGGUGAACUGUACGAUGAAAUUGCUCGGAAAAGUAAAACUCUUGCCUUUCCAGCUGGUGUUUGCCCCACCCUGGGUGUCGCUGGACAUUUGAGUGGAGGAGGCUAUGGCUUAUUGUUUCGAAAAUAUGGACUUGGUGCAGAUAAUGUAAUCGAUGCUCGUUUAAUUGAUGUUAAAGGGAGAAUUCUUGAUAAAAAAUCGAUGGGAGAAGAUUUGUUUUGGGCCAUUCGUGGAGGUGGUGGUGGUACCUUUGGGAUAGUCCUUGCUUGGAAAUUGAAAUUGGUCGCAGUUCCAGCUAAUGUUACUGUUUUUACAGUGAGGAAAACGUUAGAGCAAAAUGCGACCAAACUUGUUCAUCGGUGGCAGUCUAUUGCGCACAAGUUUCCCAAAGAAAUGUACCCGAGCAUUGCCAUAGCAAGGGUGAAUUCAAGUGAAGAUGAGGAGAAGAUGACAAUUCAAGCAAGUUUUACUUCCGUGUUUCUUGGAAGCAUUGAGGAGCUUAUUCCAUUGAUGGAAGAGAAAUUCCCUGAACUUGGACUAGUGAAAGAAGAUUGCUUGGAGAUGAGUUGGGCUGAAUCUAAUCUCUACUCUUUCCUAUAUAUACUCAGAUCACCAUCGGAAACUUUACUUAAUAGGAAUCAAAAGUCAUCUAUUUCAAAAACAUUCUUCAAAGCAAAAUCUGACUUCGUAAAACAGCCCAUUCCUGAAUCGGCAUUUGAAGGAUUGUGGUCCAAAUUCUACGAGGAUGAAGCAAAAUCUGCAAGUAUGCUAUUUGUGGCUUUUGGAGGCAAAAUGGAUGAGAUUCUCGAGACCGAAUAUCCAUAUCCUCACAGAGCUGGUAACCUCUACAUCAUCUUAUACACAGUAGAUUGGGAAGAAAAGGAAAAUAUAAACUCUGAAAAGUUCAUGAGUUGGAUGCGGAGAGUUUACAAUUACAUGACUCCAUACGUUUCAAAAUCUCCGCGAGAAGCAUAUAUUAAUUACAGAGAUCUUGACAUUGGGACGAACCAAAUUAACAACAGCAAGAGAAGCUAUGCAAAAGCUAGAGUUUGGGGUGUUAAAUAUUUUAAGAACAACUUCAAUAGGUUAGUGAAAGUAAAGACAAUAGUAGAUCCACAAAACUUCUUCAGACAUGAACAAAGCAUCCCUCCUCUUUUGUUAUUGUGGAAACGGAGCGACCUUAAAAAUCACUUAAGCUCAUAGAAUU